Molecule: messenger RNA, 1849 nt
Organism: Lathyrus oleraceus (garden pea)
Lineage: Eukaryota; Viridiplantae; Streptophyta; Magnoliopsida; Fabales; Fabaceae
Product: protein DETOXIFICATION 21
Exons: 9
Coding region: 218-1684 (488 amino acids)
Biological process (GO): xenobiotic detoxification by transmembrane export across the plasma membrane
Cellular component (GO): membrane
Molecular function (GO): xenobiotic transmembrane transporter activity; antiporter activity
Source: RefSeq, a predicted model, not a curated record
AUACUUGUUGGAAAAGGAUCUCUUUAUAUCUAUUAGAAUUGUAAUUUGAUCUAACUAAUCCAUAUAAAACAAAGGAUAGUUGGCUCAGAAACCAUCUGAUAGCAGAUGGCACAACAAAUUUUAUGGUCCUGAAUAUAUAUUUAGGCCAUAUCUUAUCUGAUAUUGGAUUCUUUAACAUUAUCUGCAUUGAAAUUUCUCUAUAGUAGAAGAAGUGAAAAUGGAAGAAGAGAUCAAGAAGAGCCUCUUGCAGCACCAAAACACAUCAGAAGAGGAGGAAGAGCCAUUGAGGAAAAGAGUAUGGCAAGAAAGCAAGAAGAUGUGGAUAGUAGCAGGCCCUGCCAUAUUCAAUAGAUUUUCAACAUUCGGAAUCACUGUAGUUAGUCAAUCCUUCAUUGGUCACAUAGGUUCCACUGAAUUAGCUGCUUAUUCUCUUGUUAUGACUGUUCUAGUCAGAUUUGCAAAUGGUGUUUUGUUGGGUAUGGCGAGUGCGUUGGAAACUCUAUGUGGACAAGCAUAUGGAGCAAAGCAAUACGAUAUGCUUGGAGUUUAUCUUCAAAGAUCAUGGAUAGUUUUAUUCUUGACCUCAGUUCUUCUUCUUCCUAUUUACAUUUUCACCACUCCAAUUUUAGAGGCACUUGGUCAAGAUAAAAACAUUGCACAAGUUGCUGGAAGCAUUUCUUUAUGGUCAAUAGGUAUCAUAUUUGCUUUCAGUGUCUCAUUCACUUGCCAAAUGUUUCUACAAGCACAAAGCAAGAACAAGAUUAUUGCUUACCUUGCGGCCGUUUCGAUUUCAAUUCAUGUCUUUAUGUCAUGGCUUUUAACUGUUAAGUUCAAGUUUGGACUUAAUGGUGCAAUGACAUCAAUCAUUUUGGCACAUUGGAUACCUAAUUUGGGUCAGCUUGUUUUUAUCAUGAGAAAGUGUCCUGAUACAUGGAAGGGUUUCUCCUUUUUGGCCUUCAAAGAUCUUUGGCCUGUUAUCAAGCUUUCUUUGUCUUCUGGAGCUAUGUUAUGUCUUGAAAUAUGGUACAACACAGUUUUGAUUCUUCUAACAGGGAACAUGGAAAAUGCUGAGAUUUCCAUUGAUGCUUUGGCCAUAUGCCUCAAUAUCAAUGGGUGGGAAAUGAUGAUAGCUCUUGGUUUCUUUGCUGCAGCUAGCGUUAGAGUAUCAAAUGAACUUGGAAGAGGAAGUUCAAAGGCAGCAAAAUUUUCCAUUGUUAUAACAGUGCUCACAUCAUUUUCCAUUGGAUUUGUGCUAUUCUUGAUCUUUCUAUUCUUAAAGGAAAAACUUGCUUACAUUUUCACACCAAACCCAGAUGUGGCUAAAGCAGUUGGAGAUUUAUCGCCUUUGUUGUCAUUCUCCAUAUUGAUGAAUAGUGUCCAGCCUGUGCUCUCUGGAGUUUCUGUUGGAGCUGGGUGGCAAAAAGUUGUAGCAUAUGUAAACAUAGGAAGCUAUUACCUUAUUGGUAUUCCUUUUGGACUAGUACUUGGUAAACUUCUCCAUUUGCAAGUUAAGGGUGUUUGGAUUGGAAUGUUGUUUGGAAUUUUUGUUCAAACAAUAAUACUUAUCACAAUCACAUUUAAAACUGACUGGGAUAAACAGGUUGAGAUUGCUCGAAAUCGUGUUAACAAAUGGGCUGUAGUAGAGAAUGUUGAAUCAGACGACGCAUCAAAUAGAUCUAGCUAAAUAAUAUCAUGAGUUUUGUUUUGAAAAGAUAGAAGAAAUUCAUGAACUUAGUGAAGAAAGUUUAAUGAGGAUAGUUGUCCUAUUUGGUAUGCAGCCAAAAAUAAUUAUUAUGAUUUUACAAUCUGUCAUCAUAGACUUCUUGAAUAGAGUGACAAUCAAGCUUGA